Paramecium sonneborni is the source of this 1034-nucleotide messenger RNA. The record is from the annotation of a GenBank genome assembly. Lineage: Eukaryota; Ciliophora; Oligohymenophorea; Peniculida; Parameciidae.
AUGACACAAAAAUUAAACAAAUGGGAUUGCAUCCUAGAACCUAUUAUCAAAAAUAAUGUUUACAUGUAAUAUUUUUAUUUAAUUUUAAGUUCAGGUUUAUAUUUAGCAGACAUUGAUUGUGCACUUAGCUUAGAUCUUUUAAAAUCCUUACAAAUUGGAGCUUUAUUAAGUAUUAUUGAUGAGCCUAAAAUUGACGCUUCUGCUUANUCUAAAAAUGGUUCUUUGUCUAAUCCUCUCUUUAGUCCUUGUAAAUGUAAUAAUCUUCAUUAUUAAUUAUUUUAGGUAUUGGUUCUAUGAAAUAUGUUCAUCUUAAUUGUUUAUAAAUUUGGAUUCAGUAAUCAAUUAAAAUUAAAAAUCAGCAAUCUUCUAUAUAAUAUAUUUGGAAAAAAAUGGAAUGUGAAGUCUGUAAAAUGCCAUUACAAAGUACUUAUACCUACUAAGGCUAAAUAUUUUGUAUAAUGUAAAUUUAAAAACCUAUUGUUCCAUAUAUGAUUUGGAAAAUAACAUCUGAUGAUAAAUCUAAAGAAGGUAUCAUUUAAGUCAUGGAAUUAAUUGAUAAAUAAGAUAUUAAAAUCGGAAGAGUCCCUGAUUGUGAUAUCAAAUUAAAAGAUAUCUCGGUUUCAAGAAAUCAUGCUCUUAUCAAAGUAAUUAAAUCAGAAUAUAAUUAAUACAAAUUACUUCUCUAAGAUAAUAACUCUAAAUUUGGAACAUUAUUACAUGCCUCAUCUGGUAAAUUACUUAAAUAUGAAUUAUAAUCUCCAUAAAAAGUUCUCUAUCAAAUUGGACGAGUUCUCCUUCAUGUUUAAUUAAAAGAAAAAGGCAAAUCUUAUAAUAAAUAGUAUUUACUAUCUUUUUAUUCUAGAUUUACUUGUUAUAGACAUCCAAAUCAAAUUUUAGUCUUCCCUAAAAAAAGUAUUAAUGAAUAAGCUACUAUUGUUCCAAAUCUUGAAAAAGACAAAGACAAUCAACUAUCAUUCUAAACCCAUAAUGAAUUAAAUCAGGAUGACAUAGUUAUUAAUGUUAAAUAAAUAUGA